AUAUAAGCGUGCAUUCGUGAAAGUCAGACGUGUUUUUGAAUUUUUCUACUGUUCUGACAUACCAGAGAGCGCGACAACACUUUUGUAUUAUUAUUCAUUCAUUGCCAGUGUGUGCAUGCAGUAACGUACAUCACACAAUUGAAACGCAAGUGGACAGAAGAAGAGAGUGAAUUAUUCAAGUAGUUUCACAACUAGGCGUGGGUUUGUUCAGAUCUGUUCAAUUUAACAGCGGACGUGGUGCGUUCGAAAAUUGGUUAAUUUAAGUGCUAAACCAGUAGUAUUUUACUGAAUUUUAUCUCUGUGAUUGAGCUCUGAAUAAUUGUGGUGUUUUAAGUUGUUUGUGAUUCGUAACAUUGACGAAAUAGUCAAUUUUUGAGUUCCCACCAGGAAGCGCAGAGGCAACCGAAGUAGUAAAUAUCAUCGGUAAAAAGAAGAAGGAAUAUUUUUGUGGUCUCUUAGGUGGCGUGUUUGUUAGUGUUUGUGUGGCAAAGUAGUACAAAAUGUCUCAAAAAUCCAAAAGAUCCGGUGUUUCAACCCCUAUUCCGGUAACCGCCAGUACACCAGUACAAGGAGGAACGCAUAGUGGGCGACCGGCCAGUCCACUGAGUCCAACGCGAUUCAGUCGGCUACAAGAGAAAGCCGAUUUGCAGAACCUAAAUGACCGCUUGGCUUGCUAUAUCGAUCGGGUGCGCUAUUUGGAGCAGGAGAAUUCACGUCUCACGCUCGAAGUUCGCACCUCACAAGAAACCGUCACCCGGGAAGUUUCCAACAUCAAGCAAAUGUACGAACACGAACUGACCGAUGCACGGAAGCUACUGGAUGAGACGGCCCGUGAGAAAGCUAAGCUCGAGAUUGACGCAAAGAGGAUAUGGGAGGAAAAUGACGAUCUUAAAAAAAGGCUAGAUCGUAAAACAAAAGAAGCAGCUGAUUACGAACGCAAUGCACGGGCCCAGGAAGCCCGAGCAAAUGAACUGGGCGGAAAGUAUAACACGGUCUUGUCGGAGCGUAAGAAGGCCCAAGAUGAGUUGAAAGAGCUCGAGAAGGAAAUCGGUCGUUUGAAGAAACAACUCGAAACACUGCGCAAGAAUCUAGAGGAGGAAACACUGGCCCGUGUAGAUCUGGAGAACACCGUACAAAGCCUACGGGAGGAGCUAACCUUCAAGGAUCAGGUGCAUCAGCAGGAGCUAACCGAAACCAAGUCUCGUCGGCAGGUGGAGAUAAGCGAAAUCGAUGGCAUUCUGUCCGAGCAGUACGAGGCUAAGUUGCAACAGACACUUCAGGAAUUACGCGAUCAAUACGAUAGUCAGUUGCGUGGCAAUCGCGAUGAAAUAUCCGAACUAUAUGAGUCCCGUAUGCGUGACCUGGAGACGCAGUUGAACAUUGAACGUCAACGUCACGCCGAAGAGAAGAGCAAGUUGAUGGACGAAAUUGAACGUUUGCGGAAAGAAAUUUCUCUGCAACUUCAGGAAUAUCAGGAUCUGAUGGAUAUCAAAAUUUCCCUUGAUAUGGAAAUUGCAGCGUACGAUAAAUUGCUCUCCUCGGAGGAGGUUCGGUUGAACAUCACACCUGGCAGUCAGAGUGCUGUCUUCCAGACGUCACAGAGUUCAAGCUCUAGCCGUUCCGGAGCGCUUCGUCGUACGCCACAGCGUGCCGGCGCAAAGCGCAAGAGAACAGUUCUAGAGGAAUCCGACGAACGCAGUGUAUCGGACUACUCGGUUACUUCCUCGGCCAAAGGAGACAUCGAGAUCUCCGAAGUAGAUCCCGAGGGAAAGUUCGUCAAAUUGCACAACAAGUCUGCUAAGGAAGUACAAAUUGGUGGUUGGACGCUUGUUCGUAAGGUUGGAACCAACGAAACCGUAUUUAAAUUCCACCGAACAUUGAAAGUUGAUGGUGGAUCCUUUGUAACGGUGUGGUCUUCGGAUUUGGGCCAAACGCAUGAACCACCGAGCACAAUCGUAAUGAAGGGACAGAAAUGGUUUGCUGGAGAUAAUAUGACGACCCAACUGCUGAACUCUGACGGAGAGGAAGUUGCUGCUUCUGAACGUGUCAAGCGUAUUAUUUCCACUGCCGCCUCACGCCACCGUGAAUAUCUCGGUUCGUACAGCGGAGAAGAGCUGUAUCAUCAGCAGGGGGAACCUAAAGGAGAAGAAAAAUGUCGCAUUAUGUGAAAGUGAAACAACGAGAGUGCAAAUCGUUGCAGUUCUGUUUGUUACAACUUAAGUUUGUAUCAUCGUCAAACAAUAACCCUAAUUUAACGGAAAGCAGUACGUUGUACUCAGUCCACAAUCACGAGCAUAUGCAGGAUUAACAUAGAAAAGAGAAGAAAACUUACUACCUAUAAAAGCUACAAUUAAAUACUAAUGAAAAUAACAUCAAUUGCAACAUUACUACUGUAUUGCUGAAAAAUCAUAUAGCAUAGACUAGGGAAGCGUACUACCGAAUAUAAUGCUUUCCGAAUAAACGAGCGAGUAAAAAAAGCAGAUCACUAUGCAGAUGUAUAACACCUCUUAUAGGAAACUACAAUAAUUUGUAUUUAAUUUGAGUAUCGAAUAGACAUACUAGAGAAGAACAGUAAUCGAAUGCCAUACCUGUUGUAGUAACAAUCAGAUGCAGUCAGUAAUCUGAAGUUCUAAUUGUAUUGUUCGUCCUUUUUGUCAUUUUAAGGAAACUGACCUUCCGCACUAACAGUGCAACAAUAACAAUUUCGUUACUUGAAUUAGUUGAUGAAAGGUUAAACCUACAUUGCAUUACAAUCAGUUUAGCUCACUAUCCCUCAUUUGGGAUAGAUGUCCGUCUAGCUUACGUCAGUUACGUUUUAGGUUCACUCGAUGAGCAUCGACGAAAAUCCAAAUAUGAAUAAAUAACAACUAAGGAAACAGUUUCCUGACCACGUGUCUUCUAUCCAUUUACCAACGUUAAUGUUCGAAAAACGUGCUCGUUACAAUUUGUGUCCGUUUUAUGUUUGAUAAUAUAAAUACAAUAAUUGCAUUUUCAACUAUUUGUGUAACGAUUGAGUAAGAAGAGGUUAUAUUUUUUAAAACAUAAGUACGCAAAGUUAAGUCGAGAUUUUUCUCGAUCAAACCAUUUAGGUAGCUUCUCCAGAGUUACAUUUUUAUUCGCUUAUAUAUGUUCUAAAUCAAGUACGUUUGUAGCAAUGUUAGAAAAAUACAUUGCAUCAUCCAGGUAAAGCUAAUAUUUUAUUUUUCAUUCGGUUAAAUAAACUGCCCAUUAUUCUGUACCAUUAUUAAAUCAGAGCAUUUUUGGAAAAUUUUAAAAUAAACACAUAGAAUCA
Messenger RNA from Malaya genurostris, 3292 nucleotides. RefSeq names its product lamin Dm0-like. The record is from RefSeq and is a predicted model, not a curated record. The transcript is spliced from 6 exons. Lineage: Eukaryota; Metazoa; Arthropoda; Insecta; Diptera; Culicidae. The coding region runs from base 501 to 2168 and encodes 555 amino acids.